Messenger RNA from Gambusia affinis (western mosquitofish), 2381 nucleotides. It is a transcript of the gene il4i1, whose product is annotated as interleukin 4 induced 1. The coding region runs from base 416 to 2071 and encodes 551 amino acids. The record is from RefSeq and is a predicted model, not a curated record. Gene Ontology annotation, biological process: amino acid catabolic process. Gene Ontology annotation, molecular function: polyamine oxidase activity; L-amino-acid oxidase activity. The transcript has 8 exons. NCBI's taxonomy places the organism in Eukaryota, Metazoa, Chordata, Actinopteri, Cyprinodontiformes, Poeciliidae.
UUGUGGAGGACAAGCAGAGUAGUGGGCGAAUCUAGUCUCACAUUCUCUCUCUGGUGAGUAAGCACAAAUUUAUGUUUUUAGCAAUCUUUUUUAACUGACUGUUUGGAGGAAUGGGGGCGUCUGAAAGUCGAGCUGGAGCAUUUCUUGGACAAAUCCGAAGGAGCCCUUUUGGGUCAGAUGCUGAAAUGAGGGAAGAUGGAGGAAAUGAGGUGUGCUGAUGACUUGUGUUCCCUCACUAAUCUGAUUUGUUCAGUGUGGUUGACUCUCGAGCCAGUGUGGGAAAAUAUUUCUGGAAGACCCGAGGGAGCCAUCAUAAAAAUGACCUUGUGUGCAGCGUGACACACUGUGCUCCUCAGGUUUCCCAGUCAUCCUCAUCGCUCUGAUACCUUAGUCUCGGGGUCAUUGCUGCUCCGUCAUGCCCAGGGCUCCAACUACUUACCAUACAUUUCCUUUGACAGAGGUUUCUGUUUCCUCUCUAAGUGUCAUCACACACAGCAGAGGAAGGAGGUCCAAACUGUGGAGUUCUGCUCUCCAGAUGAUGCCUCACAUGGCUCUGUGCAAGUACGUUCCGCUGGUUCUAGUGGGAGUUGUGGUUUUGGCAGCCAGCGGGAUCAUAGGAGACCCUCUCUAUGAGUGUCUCCAGGACGCUGACUACAGAGAGCUUCUGGACAUUGUGACGGAGGGACUCCCAGCUGCCAGGAUGCCUCAGCAUGUGGCAGUCAUCGGCGGGGGCAUGGCUGGACUGACUGCUGCCAAGGUCUUAGAAGAUGCAGGACAUAAGGUGACCAUAAUAGAAGCUAGUGAGCGAAUUGGAGGACGAGUGGAAACCUUCAGGAACAGAAGAGAAGGCUGGUACGCAGAGAUGGGAGCCAUGAGGAUCCCAAGCUUCCAUAAGAUUCUACUUUCCUUUAUCUCCAAAUUGAAAAUCCCACUGAAUCCCUUCAUCCAAAACGACAUCAACACCUACUACUUGGUAAAUGGAGUCCUACACAAAACCUACACUGUAGAAAACAAUCCCAGCAUGCUCAACUACAGUUUGCAUGAUGGAGAGAAGGGAAAGUCAGCUGCUGAACUCUUCAGUCAGACACUCUGGAAGGUGAGGGAUGACCUGAAGACAUUGGGCUGCAGUGGAAUGCUGAAUAAAUAUGACUCCUACACAGUGAAGGAAUAUUUGGUGAAGGAGGGCAACCUGAGCCGCGGCGCUUUGAGGAUGAUUGGCGACAUCCUCAAUGAAAACAGCCUCUUCUACACGUCCUUGAUAGAGAUGCUCUACAUACAGACAGACAUCAAUGACAACACACAGUACUUUGAAGUGACAGAUGGUUUUGACCAACUCCCCACAGCUUUCAAUCAAGUUUUAAAUGCCACAAUCCUGCUGAACUCCAAAGUGAAGCUAAUUGACCAAACAGGUGGGGCUAAUGUGACUGUAACAUUUGAAGACUGGCGGAACUCAGGUUCCCUGUCAAAAGUAACAGUGGACUAUGCCCUUGUUACGACCACAGCCAAGGCCGCCCUCUUCAUUGACUUCUACCCUCCUCUCUCUGGUAACAAGAUGGAGGCCCUGCGCUCUGUUCAUUAUGCCAGCUCCACAAAGGUAGUGCUCAGUUUCAAGGAACGCUUUUGGGAGAAAGAAGGAAUCAGAGGAGGGAAAAGCAUCACCGACCGACCAUCUCGCUUCAUCUACUACCCCAGCCAUGGAUUCCCAGGUACCACUGCAGGGGCCCUCCUGGCUUCCUACACCUGCUCUGAUGACUCCACCCUUUUUCAAGGCAUGAAUGAGGAGGAUCUGAUGGCAGUAGCUCUGGAGGACUUGGUGAAAAUCCAUGGGGAGUAUAUCCGACCGCUCUGCACGGGGGGUCUGGUGAAGAAGUGGGGCCUGGACCCUUACAGCUUUGGAGCUUUUGCCCUGUUUAUGCCGUACCAGCAAGGACACUAUGCACAAGAACUGUUCCAGAGUGAGGGACGGGUGCACUUUGCCGGGGAACACACAGCAACUCCUCACGGUUGGAUCGAAACUGCCAUGAAGUCUGCUCUCAGAGCAGCUAAGAAUAUCAACAGCUUGACUCUGUAGCUUCAUGUCUGUUUUUUUCUCUAAAGAAAAGCUCUAAAUAGUUCAACUUUUUAGAAUUUUUUCAAUAUCAUGAGCCCUGGUUCAAUCUCCACCUGAUGCAAGGUCUCUUUUCUUGUGAUGUGGAAAUGUUGCUAGGUCUCAGUAUCAAUACUUUUAGGUUUAUUUCAUUGAAGGUAGAUGUUUUAUUAAGUCAUUCAAAUUCAGUGGUGAUUCUUGCAUAAAUUGUCUUUUUCUUGCUCUUCCACACUUUUUUUUUCCUCAUGGCUGCUUCCAUCUAUGGAAACCGUCUCAAUAAACAGGGUGCCAACUA